Messenger RNA from Onthophagus taurus, 351 nucleotides. The record is from RefSeq and is a predicted model, not a curated record. NCBI's taxonomy places the organism in Eukaryota, Metazoa, Arthropoda, Insecta, Coleoptera, Scarabaeidae.
AUGGAGUUGGGGGGAAUUUUGCCGGAUCGUCAGGCAGGCUUUCGGAAGGAAAAGGGACCAAUCGACAACGUGUAUGUGCUGAAGCAUCUAGCAGAUAGAGAGCUGGAUAAGAAGGGAGGAAAAUUGUACGCCCUGUUUUUAGAUCUGAAGGAGGCUUUUGAUAAGAUGGACAAGGGGAAGUUAUGGGCGGAAAUGGGGAGGAGGGGAAUCACGGAACACCUAAUAGCGAGAGUGAAGGAAAUAUACAUGGAGACUAGGGCUAGGAUAAAAGUGGGAGAUAAGCUGAGCCACGUGUUCUGGACAACGAAGGGACUGAGGCAGGGACAUACGCGGAUGACAUCGUGGUCAUGA